UAUAAAGAGCCCAGCCAGGACACGCAGCAGGAUCAGUCGAUAGCCGAAGACCAAGUGAUGAAAAUGUUACGCAUACAAUGCCCAAACCAUUCGGUGUUGCUCCUGCUGCUAAUGAUUCGAGGAGCACUCAGCGUGCCAGCACUGGACGCGACACCCCCGGCAGCCACACCAAAUACCAUCGACGAGAGUGACAAGCUGCCCGAGGGGAGGCCCAUACAAGGGGAGAUUCCUCUUCCCAACAGCAACACCAAAAGCAAUGAGACAAGCCCACAGGUUUCAGAGUCUUCUGAACCAUCGCCGCCCGACAAUGAAGCCAGUGCCAGCUCAAUCGACCCCACAACCAUCUAUGCAGGCGGACUCAUCACACCGGAGGCAUUCCAGCAGUAUCUCAGCCAGUACGGAGCCGCUGCGUAUGCUCCCUUUGGAGGCAGCUACCCAGCUCCGAUAUCCGCUGGAGCGCCUGGGCUCUAUCCCUAUCCGGGUCCCAUUGUGGUGCAGACCGGCUAUGAGGGUUUCCUGGUGCCCGCAAAUGCCGCUGGCCAAGCAGACACCACCGCUGUGGUGGCACCUGCCCCAGAGUCAUCCUCUUCGAACAAUCCUCUGAUAGCCUUUGCCUCCAAGCUGCUGCCGACCAUCCUGAUGUCCACGCUGUUCCGCAUCGCCGCUGUGGUGCUCUCCGCCGUCGGAAUUAUACUCUUCGGAAGCGCCAUCACCAAUGCUCUGUGCCGGAUGACGCCCAUCUGUGAUAUACCCGCCAAGGCAGUGGAUAUCCUGCGCACGGGCGGAGCCCAGGAUGUGGGUCGCAUGCUGGCCGAUGAGAUGACUCCGGAGCGGGUGCGACGUGCCACAGAAUUCGUGCGGAAUGCCAUCCGCAAGUAUCGGCAACUGCAGAAGCUUGUGGAGCCCGAGUCCAGCUAGGCGGAAUGCAACGUAAAAGCUGGAAGGGCUGGAGGGUUUUAGAUUUAUUGUUCGCUCGUUAAUUAAAUGAAAUGAAAAAUGUACUUUUAA
This is a messenger RNA of Drosophila pseudoobscura, 1008 nucleotides long. RefSeq lists its product as uncharacterized. Lineage: Eukaryota; Metazoa; Arthropoda; Insecta; Diptera; Drosophilidae. The coding region runs from base 58 to 918 and encodes 286 amino acids. The record is from RefSeq and is a predicted model, not a curated record. The transcript is spliced from 2 exons.